ACAGGCCUACGUGCGAGAAGGUGGUCAAGGCCAUGGGAGGAGCAUUCUCAUCCUUCUUUCAGCGGCCUUCGAUGCCACCGGAGAACGUGCCCCCCGUCUCGAUUGUUGUGGUGGGAGCGUCGUUCGCGGGCCUGGCUGCCGUCCGAACCUUGGUCCAGGCGUCGGACCCUACGAAGAGAAGACCCUUUCGGGUGACCGUGGUGGAGCCCAAGGGCUACUUCGAGUACACACCGGGCAUCUUACGCGCCCUCGUAGCUCCCGAACAUGCCGAUGCUUUGUGCGUGCCUUUAAAAGAGAUACUGGAAAAGCCCUGGGGCACGCCCCCCACAGUGGAUGCCACUGAAAGUACAGGCCAAGUGACGUGGGUGAAGGGGUGGCUGAGAAAAAUCGAGACGAAAAGCAUUCAGGUCACGUGCUACGGGAAGAGGGAAGACCCACCGACGGAUGGACACGCUGUCGAUGGGAGCAGCAGCCGCGUGGACGAGAAACAUCCGCGGCAGGAGAAGCGCACGACGUACACGGUGGCGGUCCCGCGCGAGCUGUCGCCGCAGCGAGACAUGUCCUGA
Messenger RNA from Nannochloropsis gaditana CCMP526, 566 nucleotides. RefSeq lists its product as uncharacterized. Gene Ontology annotation, cellular component: cytoplasm. Bases 33 to 566 code for a protein of 177 amino acids. The transcript has 3 exons. The record is from RefSeq and is a predicted model, not a curated record. Gene Ontology annotation, molecular function: flavin adenine dinucleotide binding; electron-transferring-flavoprotein dehydrogenase activity.